Molecule: messenger RNA, 1782 nt
Organism: Carica papaya (papaya)
Lineage: Eukaryota; Viridiplantae; Streptophyta; Magnoliopsida; Brassicales; Caricaceae
Product: phospho-2-dehydro-3-deoxyheptonate aldolase 2, chloroplastic-like
Biological process (GO): aromatic amino acid biosynthetic process
Molecular function (GO): 3-deoxy-7-phosphoheptulonate synthase activity
Source: RefSeq, a predicted model, not a curated record
AUCAGGGGCCAUUUCUAUCCGUCAUCGUCACUGUUUUUCUUCUCCAAAAUGGCUUUCACCAAUCUCUCUCCUUUCUCCGCUAAAUCCCUUCUCAGCCACCAUCACCGCCGCUCCUAUCACGGCCCCAAAAUCGUCGUUAGACCAAUCACCGCCGUCCAUUCAAUCGACCCUUCCAAGUUCACCCAAUCACCGGCCUCGGCCACCACUCCAUCAGUGUCCUCAAAAUGGAGUCUCGACAGUUGGAAAAAUAUGAAAGCACUGCAGCUCCCCGAGUAUCCAGAUCAAAACGAGCUAGAAUCUGUCCUUGAAACCUUAUCCACCUUUCCUCCCAUUGUGUUCGCUGGGGAGGCACGGAAAUUGGAGGAGAAGAUCGGCCAAGCUGCAAUGGGGAAUGCUUUUUUACUUCAAGGUGGUGAUUGCGCAGAGAGUUUUAAGGAAUUUAAUGCUAAUAAUAUUCGCGAUACCUUCAGGGUCUUACUUCAGAUGAGCGUUGUCCUCAUGUUUGGCGGCCAAAUGCCUGUCAUCAAGGUGGGGAGAAUGGCGGGUCAGUUUGCGAAGCCAAGGUCAGAUCCUUUUGAGGAAAAGGAUGGAGUGAAGCUGCCAAGUUAUAGAGGUGAUAAUGUAAAUGGUGAUGCUUUUGACGAGAAGUCGAGAAUUCCAGACCCCCAUAGGAUGAUUAGGGCCUAUUGCCAGGCAGUGGCAACUUUGAACCUUCUCAGGGCGUUUGCAACUGGAGGCUAUGCAGCCAUGCAAAGAGUCAGCCAGUGGAACCUAGAUUUCACAGAGCACAGUGAACAGGGUGACAGGUACCAUGAACUGGCUCACCGAGUCGAUGAGGCCAUGGGAUUCAUGGCGGCAGCUGGACUCACAGUUGACCACCCGAUCAUGACAACAACAGAUUUUUGGACAUCUCAUGAAUGUCUGCUCUUGCCUUUUGAGCAAGCACUAACAAGAGAGGAUUCAACUUCUGGGCUUUAUUACGACUGUUCUGCUCACAUGCUUUGGGUUGGGGAACGGACUCGUCAACUUGAUGGUGCUCAUGUUGAGUUUUUGAGAGGAGUUGCAAACCCUCUCGGUAUAAAGGUGAGUGACAAAAUGAAUCCAAGUGAGCUGGUUAGGCUCAUCGAGAUUCUCAACCCUCAUAACAAGCCGGGACGGAUAACAGUAAUUGUAAAAAUGGGAGCUGAGAACAUGAGAGUGAAGCUUCCUCACUUGAUCAGGGCAGUGCGUAGAGCAGGCCAAAUUGUCACUUGGGUUAGCGACCCCAUGCAUGGUAACACCAUCAAAGCACCUUGUGGACUCAAAACUCGUUCCUUUGAUGCAAUCAGGGCUGAGGUGAGAGCAUUCUUUGAUGUGCAUGAGCAGGAGGGAAGCUACCCAGGAGGAGUACAUUUGGAGAUGACGGGCCAGAACGUGACGGAGUGCGUAGGAGGGUCCCGGACCAUAACUUAUAACGAUCUGAGCUCACGUUAUCAUACCCACUGCGACCCAAGGCUCAAUGCCUCGCAAUCCCUCGAACUUGCCUUCAUCAUCUCAGAGCGUUUACGAAAGAGAAGGCUUGCUUCCCAGCGCUCUCUGGCAUCUCCCAGGUUCUAGUGUAUGCCCUUGAGGGAUUGUUUGUGUGAAAUGAAUGCUUGUGUUUAGUCUGAUUAAAAUGAUUAUAAAAAAAUAUAUCAAACCCCACACACAAAUACAUUUCUCCCAUCUGUAUCUGUCUGCUCUGUGUUGUUAUACAAAGCAGGUUCGUUGCUAAAAAAUGCAACACCUCAAUAAUUGUGCUUC